Molecule: messenger RNA, 4879 nt
Organism: Megachile rotundata (alfalfa leafcutting bee)
Lineage: Eukaryota; Metazoa; Arthropoda; Insecta; Hymenoptera; Megachilidae
Source: RefSeq, a predicted model, not a curated record
AAAAUCCACCGGUGUCUCCGUAUAUAAGGUUGUUGUCUCGUUCAACAGCACCAGUCGUUCUUGACUCUUCGACCGUAGUGAUUAUCGACUUGUAACGACGCCGGCGAAGACAAGAAAAAGAAUUCGUGUGUGAACAGGAAGUAACGAACCAGUGUAAAACAUGAGGUUAUUCGAGUGUUUCGUGCCAAUUGUACUGUUGUUGCUAAUCGAGAACUCAUCGGCGAGACCUGGUUUGCUCACGCAAAUAGCAUCUCAGCACGGAAUCAAUUUAGAUCCUCUAGGUAUCUUCCGAAAGGAUAAAGAUGCCGAAGCACAGAGUAAAUCACACACUUACGGAAGCCAACUGAACUUGGGACCGUUGUCGAUCACCCGAAACGUGGCCUUUUCUUCGGCAUCGGCAUCAGCGAACGCCAAAGCCAAUGGCGGUGGAACGGCCUUUGCGGAUGCUAAGGCGAAUUCGCAAGCUACUGGAGGAGCCUCCGCGAACGCUGAUGCUUCCGCCGCAGCUAAUGCCCAAGGUUACGACGGUUUCAUCAGUCCGAAUUAUAAUUCUAACAUCGCUGAUCAAGAUGAUGAAUAUAAGAACUACGUCCCAUCAAACGUUCAAUACGGUAGUUACGGUGGUUCUCAGUCGAGUGCAAAUGCAGCUGCAAAUGCUGAUGCGUAUGCCGAUGCAACUAGCAACGCGAAUACCAAUUCGAUCGCUAACGCGAAAUCAACCGCAAACGGCUAUUACACUGGAAACAACCAGGCUAAUACAAACGCUGGAGUAAACACCGUUUCUCUGAAACAACCGUCCGUCAGUAUAUCCCCAUCUGGAGGAUACGAUAUAGAAAUAAUUCCACCUUUGCAUCAUCCUCGUCCUUCGAUGGUCGUUCAUCCGUUUCCACCUGUUCAACCGCCACCAUCAGUCAUGCCCUAUGAAGACACCGUGUUACCGGUGAUAAUCGUAGAUGGCCCCGCAUACAGCAGACCGAUGCCACAUUAUGCUCCUAGACCAAGACCACAUCAUCGCCCAAAUCCGAAGCCAGAACCAGUUGAAAUCAUCAUAAUAGACGAGACGGAUAUGCUAAACCAAGGCCAAGCUGGUGCAGCCGGGAAAAACAACUACUAUGCACCAGGAGGAUACACCAACGGAUAUCCGACAGGAUUUGGAGGAGCCAAUGCUAACGCUAACGCUAACGCCUUCGCCAACGCCAAUGCCAAUGCCAACGCCAACGCAAACGCAAAGGCCAACGCUAACGCCUUCGGCAAUGGAAACGGUUAUUCAGCUCCGUUAGACUACAUGCAACAACCGCAUUACUAUCCUUCGAACGCUCCGUCCACUUCCAUAGGAACGAACAACCCCUUCUUGAGUGGUUCUCAAGCGAAUAGCAAUGCGCUUGCGAAUGCGGGUGCCAACGCAAAUGCUAAUGCAGGUGCAAACGCUAAUGGAAACUUGUAUCCAGGUCAGGGACAGGGUGCAGGACACUAUCCAAGUGGUCCAGCUACUCCCAUAAACACGAACAAUCCAUUUUUAAGUGGAUCUGGAAACGCUAAUGCCGGUGCAACAGCAAACGCAGGCGCAAACGCAGGUGCAAUUGCAAAUGCCGGCGCAAACGCUGGUGCAAACGCCGGCGCAAAUGCUGGUGCAAAUGCCGGCGUAAAUGCUGCUGGUGUAGGUGGUUCUCAAUCGCAAAUUGGAGCAAAUAAUCCCUUCCUCCACGGUGGACUUCCAACUGGAGGAAAUCACCAAACUUCUCCCACUGGAUCCCCUUCAGGACUUGGACACUAUGUCGACAAUAGUGGAAGUUUGGCAAAUGCGAACACAGGUGCUAAUGGUCAGACUAAUGUAAAAGGUGUCCCUACUACGUAUCCCGGUGCUCCAUCUCCAGGAGCGUUGACGGGCUCUGGAGCUAACGCCAACGCCAAUGCAGGUGCUAACUCUGCAGGAUCAACCGGUGUCUAUGGACGACCCACUAAGACAGCUCCAAUAGCAAUCCCAGCAACUCCACAAGGUCCUUAUCAAUAUGCGCCUAGCGGUUCAGGUAGUGCUAAUGGACACUCUGGUUCAAACAGUGUAUUUGGAAACUCUGGAGCGAACUCUGGUGCUAAUAACUAUGGAACCUUGAGGCCAACUUAUGGCACUGGAUCUGCUGGAGCAAAUACUGGAGCAAACGCUGGUGCUUUAGCCAAUGCUGGAAGUGCUGGAUUAGGUUCUGGAAGUGGCAGCUAUGGAGUACCAACCAAAGGGGCACCAAUUUAUGGAACUUCUGGGCCAGCUUAUGGUAGUGGAUCUGCUGGAGCAAAUACUGGAGCAAACGCUGGUGCUUUAGCCAAUGCUGGAAGUGCCGGAUCAGGCUCUGGAGGUGGCAGCUAUGGAGUACCAACUAAAGGGGCACCGAUCUAUGGAACUUCUGGACCAGCUUUCGGUAGUGGAUCUGCUGGAGCAAAUUCUGGUGCUUUAACCAAUGCUGGAAGUACCGGAUUAGGUUCUGGAGGUAGCAACUAUGGAGUACCAACCAAAGGAGCACCAAUCUACGGAACUUCUGGACCAGUUUUUGGUAGUGGAUCUGCUGGAGCAAACGCUGGAGCAAAUUCUGGUGCUUUAGCCAAUGCUGGAAGUGCCGGAUCAGGCUCUGGAAGCGGCAGCUAUGGAGUACCAACUAAAGGGGCACCGAUCUAUGGAACUUCUGGACCAGCUUUUGGUAGUGGAUCUGCUGGAGCAAAUACUGGUGCUUUAGCCAAUGCUGGAAGUGCCGGAUCAGGCUCUGGAAGCGGCAACUAUGGAGUACCAACCAAAGGGGCACCAGUCUAUGGAACAAUGGGUCCAGCUUUCGGUAGUGGACCUGCUGGAGCUAAUGCUGGAGCAAAUGCUGGAGCAAACGCUGGAGCAAAUGCUGGUGCUUUGGCCAAUGCUGGAAAUGCCGGAUCAGGCUCUGGAGGUGGCAACUAUGGAGUACCAACCAAAGGAGCACCAAUCUAUGGAACAACGGGACCAGCUAUCGGUAGUGGAUCUGCUGGAGCUAAUGCUGGAGCAAACGCUGGAGCAAAUGCUGGUGCUUUGGCCAAUGCUGGAAAUGCCGGAUCAGGCUCUGGAGGUGGCAACUAUGGAGUACCAACCAAAGGCGCACCAAGCUUUGGAACUUCUGGACCAGCUUUCGGUAGUGGAUCUGCUGGAGCUAAUGCUGUAAGCAACGCUGGUGCUCUAGCCAAUGCCGGAGGUAGUUCAGGAGCCAGCGCAAAAGCCGAUGCUACAGCAACAGCAGGAGCUUCCAGUGGAUCUGGUGGAUCGGGCGCCAGCGCUAAAGCCGAUGCUACAGCAAUAGCUGGAGCUUCCAGUGGAACUGCCGGAUCGGGCGCUUUAGGACAAGGCUCGUCAAGUGCAAUUUCCAUUGCGAACUCCAACUCGUUUUCCAAUGGAGGGUUCUCUUCAGCGACCAGUUCAGCCAAAUCGUCCGCUUUUGGAGCUGGAAAUGCGUCGGCCAACGCAAAAGCAGAAGCAUCCAGCAGCGCGAAAUCAGGAUCAGCUAGUAGUUCAGCCUCCAGCCAAGCUGCGGCUAACAUAGACACGAGAAGCAUGCUCGUUUUCAGCAAGUAACCAAUUUGAUGCCCAAGUUUCCAUUGUUUGACGAGAUUCCCGAAUGAUUCGAUUAAACUAAUACCAUGGACGUGCCAUCGCUUUGAACUUUAUAGGAAUACUCCUUCGAAUGUAGUACAGUAGAACCUUGAUAUUUUUCUGAUGCAAAGACGUAGUAUGUAGAAACGACAGGGAAAAUUCGAAAUUCUACUGUAAUUGAGAUUCAUACGAUAGAUUGUAAGGUCCGAGAUACGUCACCGAUCAAAUACAUAUCGGAGGAUAACAUCGACCAACGACGACAAUUAGCACGUCGUAUACCGAUAGAACGUAAUUAAUGAUCAAAACGUGGAUACAAUCGACAUUGAUAUAUAAUAGUGACACGGUGUAACCAAGAUUUAUGCAAUAAAUUGCGGUUCAAUUACUGCUGUGCAAUUUAGCUGAUUUUUAUUGCAUUAAUCUGUUCGAAACUUCGUCGCUAUUAAAUCGAGUCGAGGAUUCCACGUAUGGUCCAAUACUUGUGAUACCGUUCUUGCCAAAUUACGUUUUCGAAGUAUUUCCUUCGAAUGGGACAAUAUUUCAAUGACAUUUCUCGUAUUCUUGCUUGAAAUAUAAUACUCUAAUUAUUUAUCGAUAUUAGCUAUUUACUAUUAUAUUAUAAAUAGUUCUCUGGAAUAGAUGAAAUGUCUAUAAUUUUUUAAAACAGAUUUUAUGCGAUAUCAUGACUGUAUUUUGUUUAGGGCUAUCAACGAUAAACAGAUGUAUGCGCAAAAAGAAGAUAAUGAAUUUUCGCUUAUUCUGCAUUUAAAAUGGUAUACAAUUUACGCGUGUUUUAUGUACUAUGACGCAUUCGAAAUUGCCCGUUCUUAUAAUAAAAAAAUAUGUGUAGGUCAUAGUUUAUUAUAAUGAUAUCGUUCUGGUGUAAAUGAAAUUUACACCAAAUUCAAUGUAAAUUUCUACCGACGUUCAGAUAUUAAAAUUUAAAAAUGUUAAAAUAUGUAUAUACAUAUUUUAAGUUAAUUGUUAGCGACAUUGCAUUCUAACGACGUUUCACAGAAAUCUGUAGAAAUAAAAAUAAAAGUGAAUCUACGAAUGAAUCUAAAGUUGUACCAUGACAUUUUGUAAUUCGUGUAUAAUUAUUAAUAAUCGCUUUCUGUGCCCAGCACUUUGCGUCUUCACGAGAUUUCCGUCUAUUAUCAUGUAUUAUCGUACAACUACAGAUAUCAAGUCUUCCACCUCUGCCUCGCUCUCUUAUGUAAUAUAAAUAUUAUUCUAAUAUCUGUAUGAAAUAAGAAUUUAAUAAACAUUGCGAUUUUUUAUCGA